GCAAUGGAGACAAUUAUAGCGGCAAUGGAUUGCCAAACUUGUGAUGAAAAGGUUCAAGAACAAACAGCAAGAGCACUCAUGAUGUUGGGAGGUUAUGUUUCUGAGGCAACACCAGAAAAUUUGCUUUUAAAACAAGGAGGUCUCCAUGAGAAAGAUGAUUCUUUCUACAGCAAGAGAGUAGUAGCUUUUGAUGAAACCUUGAAUGAAGAGGAACAGGCAACAGAAAUCUGGCAAAAAGUGGCAGCAAUUGCCUUGGUGAAGAGUAGCAACAAGAGUUUGUUUUCAGCACUUUCAAAUUGCAUAGGCAAUGGGAUUCCAAGUUUAGCAAGAGCAAGCCUCUUCACAGUUGCAUGGCUGAGCAGGUUUCUCCAUUCUCUUGGUGAUGAAAAUUUGCUGUCAAUGGCAUGCUCAAUCCUUGCUCCUCAACUGCUACAAUCCUCAAGCUAUGACAGAGCUCAUGAAGAACAAGCAUUGGCUUCAUUUUCAUUAGAAUGUCUCACAAAAUCUUCAGAUUAUUUCUCCAUGCUCUCAUCAUUGGAAAAAGACUUCUCUGGCCCUCUUUGGAAUCCUUGUUAAUCUCCAUAACUUUGGGUUGUCAGCACGGUAACGUUACUUGUUAUCAUAUUCGGUAAAGUUUCAAGGUAUAAAUCAUGAUGUCGUGAUAAUGUAUAAAUAUGUUUUGAUAAUUCAAUAAAUUAUUAAUACUAUUUUACAAACAAAAACAUCGAUCAUUACACAUUAUCAAAAUAUUAUUAUUCGUCA
Messenger RNA from Pistacia vera, 762 nucleotides. RefSeq lists its product as uncharacterized. The transcript is spliced from 3 exons. Lineage: Eukaryota; Viridiplantae; Streptophyta; Magnoliopsida; Sapindales; Anacardiaceae. The record is from RefSeq and is a predicted model, not a curated record. Bases 4 to 576 code for a protein of 190 amino acids.